Messenger RNA from Didymosphaeria variabile, 1335 nucleotides. RefSeq lists its product as uncharacterized. The transcript has a single exon. The record is from RefSeq and is a predicted model, not a curated record. Lineage: Eukaryota; Fungi; Ascomycota; Dothideomycetes; Pleosporales; Didymosphaeriaceae. Gene Ontology annotation, molecular function: oxidoreductase activity; FMN binding. The coding region runs from base 1 to 1335 and encodes 444 amino acids.
AUGAGCGACGAUACUUCAGGUUCGAAAGCUGCAAUGCAGUACGAACCUGAUCCGAAUGCGUUCGUCGAGUUCCAACGUGACAUCUACCGUGGCCUUCGAAAACCAGCCUUUUCCACCAGGCCAUCAAAAUGGGAAUCGGAAGCAAGAAGAGUACUGCCGGAGCCCAACUUCAUGUACAUUUACGGCUCCGCUAGCAGCGAGUCAACGUACGCGUCAAACCUCUCGGCAUUUGAGCGCUACCGACUGCGUCCAUGGAUGUUGGUGCAGGCAACCCAUCGGGAUCUCUCAGUGGAACUUUUCGGACAGCACUACAAGAGCCCAAUACUUGCAGCUCCUAUAGGCGUCCAGGGAAUUGCUCACCAGGAUGCCGAAGAAGCAACCGCACGUGCCUGCGCUUCGACUCAAGUACCCAUGAUCUUGUCCACAGCUGCGACGAGGACUAUUGAACAAGUCGCAAAAGCCAACGGCGAUGGCGACAGAUGGUUCCAGCUCUACUGGCCGGUACCACAAGCCGAAGAGUUUACAGCCAGUCUGCUCAAGCGCGCUAAAUCAAAUGGCUUCAAAGUCCUGGUCGUGACACUCGACACAUUCAUGCUCGGUUGGCGACCCCGCGAUCUCGACGAGUCUUAUUUACCUUUUGCGUACGGACAAGGCUGUCAGAACGGCUUCUCUGAUCCUGCGUUCAACCAAUUGUAUGAGAGAUUGCAAGCAGAGGACACCAGGAGUGCCACCGAGAAGAUAAGCGAAAUUUGGAGUAUCCUCAAACGACCAGCAAGCCUGAUCGGAGCAGCCAAGGUACUUGCUAAUGCUACCGUCAUGAAGAAAUCUCAGCUCUUUAUGAGCUUGACUGCGUCAGGAAGCUAUAGCGAUUGGAGCCGUCUGUCUUCCCUUAGGGAACACUGGGAUGGCCCAAUCGUACUCAAGGGCAUCCAAACUCUUGAAGAUGCCCAUAGAGCUAUCGAGUAUGGUAUGGACGGUAUCAUAGUAUCUAACCAUGGUGGUCGACAGCUCGAUGGCGCCAUCGCUUCCCUCGAUGCUCUUGCUGAGAUCGGCGGUGACGAGAAAAUCAAGAGCUCGAACCUGACGAUCCUUUUCGACAGCGGAAUACGGACGGGAUGUGAUGUCCUAAAAGCGAUUGCACUAGGCGCCAAAGCUGUCUUGAUUGGUCGUCCGUACAUCUAUGGACUCGCUAUGGGUGGCGAAGUAGGCGUCAAACAUGUCCUCAACUGUCUUCUUGCGGACACAGAUAAUUCGCUGGCAAACUUGGGGAAGAAGUCCUUGUCCGAAGUCACUCGAGAUGACUUGAGAAUCCUCCAACAGCCAGCGAAAUUGUAA